Molecule: messenger RNA, 930 nt
Organism: Postia placenta MAD-698-R-SB12
Lineage: Eukaryota; Fungi; Basidiomycota; Agaricomycetes; Polyporales; Adustoporiaceae
Exons: 5
Coding region: 1-930 (309 amino acids)
Source: RefSeq, a predicted model, not a curated record
AUGGCGGAUGCAAACACCUCCAAGAACCCAAGCCCAAUCACCAAUAUUCCAGCAAAGCGUGCUCUCGAUGCCAGUUACUACAGCUUAGAUGAGCAGGAGCUGGGGUUCUUUAAAUCCCAGACGGGUAUUCAAGACGAGAAUGAACUCAAGCAGCACAUCAUGAGGGUACAAGCGGACGCCUACGAGGUCCACCCGUACCCCUGCAUUCUCAGGUUCGCCUUCACGAAGCUCAAAAUAUCUCGUCUGCCAGCGUACAACCAGCUGCUCCAGAUUGGGCGAGAGCGUCCAGGCGCAAUCUUCCUCGACAUUGGCUGCUGCUUUGGGAAUGACGCCCGCAAGGCCAUUGCAGAUGGCUUCCCGCUCGAAGGCGUCAUUGCUUCCGACUUGGACCCGCGGUUCUGGGACCUAGGCCACAGCCUCUUCAGGUCUACCCCCGCUACGUUCCCGGUGCCCUUCGUCCCCGGCGACGCGUUCGACCACACGUUCCUAGAGCCCGUUCCGCCCUUCUACGCACCGCCCGACUCACCCGCCCCCGCUCUAUCCUCGCUCACCACCCUGACGCCCCUGCUCGGCCACGUCUCCGCCAUCCACGCGUCCUCGCUCUUCCACCUCUUCGACGAGGAGCCGCAGCUGCAGCUCGCAAAGGCACUCGCAGGCCUGCUCGCGCCGACCCCGGGGUCCAUGAUCUUUGGCCUGCAUGGCGGCCGACACGAAAGAGGCCUGCGCGUGGAACAGGGCAAGCUGAACCCCCGCGGGACAUACAUGUUCUGCCACUCACCCGAGAGCUGGACGGAGCUUUGGGACGGACGGGUGUUCCAGAAGGGGACUGUCAAAGUGGACGCGUUUCUGCGUGAAACGCAGCGGCGCGAUCUGGACACCCCGUCUGAUGCCAAAUUCUACUUCUUGGUGUGGUCUGUGACACGGCUAUAA